Salvia splendens (bonfire salvia) is the source of this 1935-nucleotide messenger RNA. Its product is annotated as zinc transport protein ZntB. NCBI's taxonomy places the organism in Eukaryota, Viridiplantae, Streptophyta, Magnoliopsida, Lamiales, Lamiaceae. Bases 325 to 1689 code for a protein of 454 amino acids. Gene Ontology annotation, biological process: metal ion transport; transmembrane transport. The record is from RefSeq and is a predicted model, not a curated record. Gene Ontology annotation, cellular component: membrane. The transcript is spliced from 6 exons. Gene Ontology annotation, molecular function: metal ion transmembrane transporter activity.
UUCUCUACCUUCAAUACUAAUCUACUUUCUACCUGUGUUGACCUCUGGUGUUUAUAGGUAAUUGCAUAAACAAAAAAUAGAGUUAUGUUAAUUUUAUUUGCUCUUAUUCAAAUUUUGGGUUGUUUGUUGAGUAUGACUGACUCUUUCAAGAUUAAAUCUUUAAUUUAUCCACAAUUUGGAUUUUCCCUGAUUUCAUUUGGGCUAAACAAAAACCUGGCAUUUCAGUUGUUCCGAGCUUCUGGGUUGAUUCAGGAAUGGUGAUGAUGAAAUCCUUGACUUAGUUCUUGCAAAAAUCAGGUUUAGAAAUUGAUUUUGAGGAAUGUGAUGGAGCUCACUCAUGUAAAUGGUGAGGGAGAAAUUGAAGAGAGCGAGGCAUCUGAAAGGAUAAGUUUUAGGCAAAACCCAUUCCACCAAUCAAAUUACUCUGGUGUUGUGAGGAAAAAGGCUUACAUUUUUGAUGGGGAUGGGAAUUACUUCAACAAGGAAUGGGAUCUUGUGCAAGGCUCAGGCAAAGAGUUUUGUUGGUAUCAUGUUGAGCUCCCAAAAGGGAACCAUAAGCUCUCCCAGCUGGCUCAGCAUCUCAUCGACGCCCUAUCCCCGCCCCUAAAGCUCCAGGACAUCCUCUCCCUCAUCAGCAACGGCCCGUUUUGUGGCCACGUUGACGGUGCUCUUGUGUUCAGAGUUAACUCUCCCGGCCCCGCCUCUAGCAAGUUCACCUUUAGGAUUGCAGCUAGGGUCACCGAGAAUUCAGUCAUCACGGUGUCGUUGGGGCGCGUGCCUAGGCUGGGAUUCUCCCCGGCGAAUGAGUCUUUGCUGUCGGAGAUCCCAAUUGUAGAGAGUUCGAGUAAUGGCAGCAGGACUAGUGAAGGUAGGGAUAGAGGGGGGAUUGUGAUAAGGGAGCAUGUGCUGGAUUUUCUGCUGACUAUGAAUCAUUCGGAGGAAGCUGAUAAUCCUGUGCCUAAAUCUGUCGCGGAUCUUGUGGUGCACAUCAUCGAUACGCACGUGGAUCACCUUCAGGAUGUCGUGACCAAGCUUGAGAUUGAGCUGGAUGCGGUCGAGUUAGAGAUGGACAGAGGUGGUUUUGCUAUGAAGAAGCAAAUGUUAGACAGCCGAAGAUUCCCAAAAAUGAAUCUCGAUUUGCAACGUCUAUUGCAGGUGAUCGCACACGGUGAACAAGUAUUUCCCCGAGUCAAGGAGAAGUGUUCGUCUAAAGAAUGGUUCAGCAGUGAAAACAUCAACGCUUUAGAAGAGUUGAUUGGUCGUAUAAGGAGAUUAAAGGAGAACGUUGGCUUCAUAGCCAACCGCGUCACAGCAAUUCAGGCAGGCCUCGACAGCUGGCAGUCCGAGCAAAUAAACCGAAAACUAUACUACCUCUCUUUCCUCUCCAUUAUAUUCCUGCCUCUGUCAAUAAUAACCGGAGUGUUCGGGAUGAAUGUGGGCGGAGUUCCUUGGACCGGACAAAGAGACCCCGCGCUAAAGGAUGGGUUUCGCAACGUGAUGAUGGUCUGUGCAGCGAUGCUUGCAGUCGUUCUCUUGUGCUUCGGUUUCCCGGCAUUGUACAGCCGUGCAAUGGCCUGGUGGAGAAGGCCGACUAUGCAACGAAGCUGGUCCCUCAACCGGAGGUCCUUCAUUAGGAGAGCCGGGAUGGAUGGAGGGAGAACAGACAGAGGGGGGUAUGUUCGACUUUAGGCUGCAGCGUGAUGAUCAUCGUACGUGCUAGAUAUGUUCGAUCUUCUCCCUCUUUUGAUCCGACAUCGUCUUGCUCGGGAAGGAUCGUUCUUGUACUUACAAUCGUUGAUCAUCUGCUAACUUUUACACACAAACACACACACUAAUUCUUGGUUUGCUAGAUGUAUCAUGUAGGCCAUUCUUGCAUUGGUCUUCUCCUUGGGGAUAUUGAUUUUCUUGUAUAGUAGAUAUAUUUUGUUUAAUUGA